AGGAGUGGAUAAACAGAAUCUCUGUAGCAGUUCGAGUGUUGAAAUUGCUCAUAAAAUACCGAAGGGGUAUAUCACCUGUGCAACGAGGGGCGGUGGAACGAAACAUGGAACUCGGGCGGGAGCAGGAUUUCUGCAUUAAUCUCCUUUUUUACUGAAAAAAGUAGCCGGCAAUCGCAGUGAGACAAAGAGGUCCAAGAGAUGUUUUUAGAUAGGAAAAAAAAAACCAAGCCCGCACACCUCGCGCGUAUUGAUUCCAGCGACAGCUCGGUGACAUUCUUUAUCAAUACGUCACAGCUCAUAUUUCAAGUUCUCUUGCAUCCGCCCUCAGAGUUACAAAGAAACUAACUUCUUUCGGUAGCUCGGGGUGGGAGAAAGCGUUGAUUGUUUCGGAGGGGAACCAAUGGGAAGGCGGGGCGCAACUGCGCCAACCAAUAGACGCAGCUAAGGUUGCGACUGGAUUGAGACCGCCUUUCGGCACUUGCAGAAGUUUUUCCAAAUGUUUUUAUUUAUUACAUUUGUAUCCGUCGAGUGUACCGGUCGGCUCAUCUGGAGUGUACCGCGUUGCGCGAUCAUUGUACACUGCCCCGCCCGCGCCAGAGACAAACAAACAGUUCUAAGUUCACUGUUGCGACAUAUCUGCUUGUGCCUAGGUGAUGGACUUCGGUUCCGAGUGAGUUCAGGUGUUUUCGCGUGUGAUGCUAAUGAUGGACAAUAACGCAAUGGACUCUGCCAGUGAUCACAGUAGCCAUGCGUCUUCAGCUUCUCCAGUCGUCGCUAUUAAACAUUCGCCUUCGCCUCCACACAACAACAAUAACCUCAAUAUGUCGAAUAAUCAUAAUCAGAUACACAGUCCAAGACAGGCUAGUCCUCUGGGACCUCCGAUGACGAUGGGACACAAUCUCAGUCCACCUCCAGUUUCCUCCGCGAGUUUAGCCAGAGGCAUGAGUCUCAGCCAGUUUCAUCCACCCGGUCUUGGACUUCUGAAUUCCUUAGGGGCCGUUUUGCAUAGUCCCCUGGAUCUCAUGGCAGCUCAUCACGGGCCUCCAAGGUCCUACAAUAGCCCGCCGCCAAUUUCCACGUCGGACCCUACAGCAAACGAGUGUAAACUCGUAGAUUACAGAGGACAAAAAGUGGCCGCUUUCAUCAUAGCCGGUGACACGAUGCUCUGCCUGCCUCAGGCCUUCGAACUGUUCCUCAAACACCUUGUCGGUGGCUUACACACUGUUUACACUAAACUGAAACGUUUGGACAUUGUACCCUUAGUUUGUAACGUAGAACAAGUCAGGAUCCUCAGGGGCCUUGGCGCCAUACAGCCUGGUGUCAACAGAUGCAAGCUGUUGUCAUGCAAAGACUUCGAUACGUUAUUCAAAGACUGCACCACAGCCAGUUCCAGGCCCGGCAGACCACCAAAGAGGGCGCCAGUAGGAUUAAGUUUGGCAGCUUCACACCUUCAACAUCAUCAGAUCAAAAAACAACGCUUAGACAAUGGAGAUUAUCCCUACGAGAACGGACACUUAAACGAUAUGGCAAGGAUGGAAAAAUCUCCUCUCCUAGCUAAUGGAUACAACCAUCCUCCACAUCUGGGUCACAUGCAAUUCAUGCAAAUGCCACAUCCAGCAGCAGCACAUUCUGCCCUCCUCUCUCCCGCCAUGCCACAUAACCUAUCGAGGCAUGAUGGAUCGGUGAUCAAGAACCAAGGUAUGCCGUCCAUGGAAGCUAUUGCCAGAGCUGGAGUAUGGGAAAACUGUAGAGCCGCAUACGAAGACAUCGUCAAACACCUAGAAAGGCUAAGGGAAGAGAGAGGAGAUCCAGACAGAUCGCUCUGCAUGGACCAAAAACCUAGAGAUCUCAGCCCUAGAAAUAGUUCCCCAACAGAUCACAGUCCUGUCCUCAACCUUUCGAAAAGUGGAGGGGGUAGUGCAGGAUCGGUGGGCGAGGGUGAACAUUCAGGAAGUGAAGUUGAUGGUGCCGAUAUUCCUCCAUCUCCUCGGUCCCCACGGUCGGCAGUUGAAGACGAUGAAGAUGACAACAUAUCGGAUCCCGAGGAUGAGGAUGAUAAAGAUCAAGAUCUGGAAGAAGGAGAUGUUCCCAUGCCUGCGCCCCCAAGCACAGAAUCCCACCAUACAGCAUUGAAUUACUCGUCUCUGGCCAACGUAAUGGCCUCAGCCAAUGGCCAAACGCCAGACUCAACAAUUUCGUCGACUGAAACCCUUCUGCGAAACAUUCAGGGUUUGCUCAAAGUUGCAGCAGAUAAUGCACGUCAACAGGAAAGACAGAUCAACUAUGAAAAAGCCGAACUGAAAAUGGACUUGAUACGAGAACGAGAAAUGAAAGAAGGCCUGGAAAGACAACUUCACGAAGAACAAAAAAAGAAAGAAAUAUAUUUCAAACGCUUCCGCAGAGAACGAAAAAUACGGAGACAAUUAGAAGAUCAGCUGGAUGUUGAUAAGAAAAGGAGAAUGCAACUGGAAGAAGCUCUCAAAAACGCUGGAGCAUCAGAAGAACUGAGGCGGAUCAAUGGUAAGGAUCACUACCACAAUCAAGACAACAAAUCCACCAAUCAGAAGGCCACAUCGUCAUCUUCCUCCCAGAAUCAGAGGUCAACUCCGAACGUUCCAGAAAGGGAGCAGAUUCCACAAGAAAGAAUGAAGCAGGAACCCAUCGACACUCCUCCAAUUUCAUAUCCUCAACCCAUCAGGGAACCUCCACCUCCAACACAGUCCAUCGACACCAAGCCCUGGUGCUACUCUGGAAUCGAUCUCAUAAAUAAUGGUGCAGCUUUCUGGCAGAGCUACUCGGAUUCUCUGGCUCAAGAACUUGAAAUGGAGAGAAAAAGCCGACAGCAGCAAAUGGAUAGAGAGAAAUCCCCACUCACAGACCGUUCAUCCUACUAUAAGAACUCUGUGCUGUUUACGAGUAGUGCAACAUAAAAUGUGAGUGACUCAAAUUGAUUUUGAACAGCCAAAUUGCAGUUCCAACCAACCGUAUUUGUAUACAUUCAAAAUACUCUGUUUGAGAAAAGUGAAUAUUCCAACAUCGAGUAAAAUAUAAAUUGUAAAUUGUAAUUGAUUUCGAAAAUCAAAAAAAGCAUUAGGUGUGAACACCAGAAAUUUCAGAUGUGCAAAUUGUUUUUAUUCAUGAACACAAAAAUUUUAAAAACUUGAACUAUUUUGUCUUUUUCCGCUUAUGAGUUCCAUAUUUUGAUAACGGAGUUUGAAAUUAUCAAUUUCUUUGUAAUUUUGCUCACAGCUGCUGCUAUUAGUUACAAUGAAGUUGAUCAGGCAAAACUCAUCACCUCAUAUGCUAAAAUCCUAAAAUUUUCAGAUACUCUCGCUGGAAAAAAAAUCAGUAAUUAUGAGAAAUAAAUUAAAAAAUUGAUUAAAAAUAUUUGCUUCGUCAAUAUCUUUCCAUCACUAUUAGGAAACCGUUUCAAAUAUUGAUGCUGAAAUCUGAAAUCGAUAGCAAUUCCAGAUCUAAAAUUUGUAUUUUUCAUUGAAAAAGAGAUGUUUACCAAUCAUUGCAGUUUUUCACUAUUCAGAUUCGAAAACCCAAUAUUUUGAUCGCAAUAAUAAAACAUUUUUCUUCAACACCAGAUUCAAUCCAUUUCAAAGUGUCAUCACUGAAUUCUAAAUUUGAAAACAGGAAUACAAAUUUCACUGCGAUAAACAUCAUGAAUCAACCUAACAAUAUCUGAACAAACCAACAACCAAAAAAAAAUUACCACUCUUUAAUGUACGCUACACUUUAUGAGUACCUACUCCAAAAAUAAUUUUUCCAAAACCCUUCAGUCCUUUUAAUUGAACCAGGAUUUUGUUUCUUCCUCAACGUUUUGAAUAUUUUAUAUGAUUUGGGCUACAUAGAAAAUAAAAAAGGCGAAGCUUUUUUAUUGGGACACCCUGUAGAACGCUUAACCUUUUUAAUUAUCAGUUCUGGUUCAUUCCCUGAAGAAAUUUUAUCAAACUGAAAAUUUCGCAUAUGGAACAUUGAAGGAAAUUGUUGUAUAAGAAAGAAAUAACAAUCAUUUCACCAGUAUCUGUGAAUUCAAGCAUAUUCAAUGAAAGUUAAAGUAACUGAAGGGGAAUUCAUGAGAGGUGAUGAACGACAUGUAUAUAAUGUAAACAAUUUUUAUAAAUAAACAGGAUUUACUCAUGAUCAAUACAUAUUUCAGUCGAAGUUUAUGCAAAACCAUUAAGAUAUCACACAUUUUGUAAAAGUACGAAGUUAGAAGUAUAAUAUUUAGGUAGAUCAAUUAAUUGAUAAAUAUAAAGAAAUGUAAAUAUCGAAGCUGGGAUUAUGUUAAGGUGAUUAAGAUUUAUAUCUGCAUCACGGGUCUUUUUAUGUAACAUUCUAACUCCUGUAUUUCGUGAAAUAUCCAUUAAUAUAAACAUCGAAACCGUUGAUUUAUUCCGCCAUUACGCUGGAGAGAACAUAAUCUUAACGCUGAUAUCGAUCUUGAUCGCCACUUUUCCCUCAUUUUGUAGAAAGGUAGAAGAAUAAGUAUUCAGUGUACUGUUGCAGAGCGAUUUCAGCUAUAAUUUGAAAUAAGUGAGGUCCUUCCCAUAGAGUAACUGAGGAAGGAUUUUUCGCCCUUUACUAAGAUUGAAAAUGUUUGGUUAUUCGUGUUAGUUUCAAGAAAAUUAUAGUAUACGUUUGUCGACAAUCAAUAAUUCAUGAAGAUGCUCCGCAAUGUAUUCACCUCCCCUACUUGUUCAAAUGUUAUAUUCAAGAACUAUAUCUGCACAGCUAUUUUUUUGAUAGCUUUAAUCUCCAGUUUUAGUCAUUUAUAUAUACGUACAAUAUGUUAAGAUGCAUUGUAUGACUGUAUUUAUUGUAUAUAUUUAUGUGUGUGUGUGCCUUGUAGCUGAAUAAAAG
Messenger RNA from Coccinella septempunctata (seven-spotted ladybird), 4872 nucleotides. It is a transcript of the gene dac, whose product is annotated as dachshund homolog 2. Lineage: Eukaryota; Metazoa; Arthropoda; Insecta; Coleoptera; Coccinellidae. The coding region runs from base 696 to 2930 and encodes 744 amino acids. The transcript is spliced from 11 exons. The record is from RefSeq and is a predicted model, not a curated record.